Pan troglodytes (chimpanzee) is the source of this 5651-nucleotide messenger RNA. RefSeq names its product potassium inwardly rectifying channel subfamily J member 12 (gene KCNJ12). The transcript is spliced from 4 exons. Gene Ontology annotation, molecular function: inward rectifier potassium channel activity. NCBI's taxonomy places the organism in Eukaryota, Metazoa, Chordata, Mammalia, Primates, Hominidae. Gene Ontology annotation, biological process: potassium ion import across plasma membrane; regulation of monoatomic ion transmembrane transport. The record is from RefSeq and is a predicted model, not a curated record. Bases 820 to 2427 code for a protein of 535 amino acids. Gene Ontology annotation, cellular component: plasma membrane.
GGACUAGGAGGGGCUCGGGGCCAGGCCGGAGCCGUGGUAGGCGGGUGCAGCGGCUGCGUGGCACGGCGCGGCGCGGGGCGGGCGUGCUCUCCGCGGAGAGUUAGAGGAGUUGCCGAGCUGAGCUCCGGUGGAGCGAGGCGCGGAGCUGGGUGCGCGCCGAGCCUCUGCCUCCCGCCGCCUCCUCGCCCUCCAUUCCUCGCUCCCCGUCUUCUCCCGGCCACACCGCCACUGCUGCCGCCUCCCUGGGAACAGUAGCCGGGGGAGGGGGACUGGCGCGGUCAGAGCCUGCGAGGAGGUGCGGGGCGCCGGGGCGUAGGGGAGCGCGCCGGGCCCUGCCCGAGAUCAGAUAACAGCCGGCGGGGGAGGGGGUGGGCCGGCCGUGCUCACAGCCGAACCGAGGGACCGACGCCAGCCGCCCCGGCCCAAGCUAGCGCCCAGCGGCCGGGGGCGCCGUCCAGGCGCGCGCCCCCGACCCGUGGCUGGACCAGGGCGAUCCGCUUUGCGGAGAGACGCGCCCCUCGGCAUGGAGCGCCCCCGGGAGCUGCCCUGAGGCGGUGGCGGCAGCGGCGGCGAUGCAGCCAGCGCGGCAGCUGCCGGGGCCAGGAACGGCCGCCCGGAGCUGGGAGGACGCCGAGCGCGCCGCGCCCGGGCCACUGACCGAGGAUGUUCUAGUGACUGGAUCCUUUCCAGCUGGUGCCUGGGAAAUGGCAGCCACUACUAAUUCAGCCUUGAAGACAGUACUGUGCCCACUCAGCACCAUUACGUAGAAGAUAGAACUCAAGAGGCUUUGAGCUGCUCGGAGCAGGGGCUGGAGCAGCCAUGACCCGCUGGAAGUCCCUCAAGGCCCCUGGGCCACACAAAUCCAGCCCCUGUCAGCUGGUGGCCUCACGCCGGCGUCUGAGUGCCCCGGCCCUGGCUGCCUCCUUCUGGAGGGUCCAGGAAUCUGGGGCUGAGCCCCCUUCCCAGCACAGCCUCAGGGGUACCCCCUGCCGCCGGCUCCCUACCUCCAGGCCCAGGCAGAAGCAGUGUCCACCAUUCCGGCCCUGCGUCCCAGCUCCUCAGCGUCAUGGAGCCGCCCUGCCUGGAGCUAGCCUGGGGGCGAGCCAGGGUCCCCCAACCCCCGGGAUGACCGCGGCCAGCCGGGCCAACCCCUACAGCAUCGUGUCAUCGGAGGAGGACGGGCUGCACCUGGUCACCAUGUCGGGCGCCAACGGCUUCGGCAACGGCAAGGUGCACACGCGGCGCAGGUGCCGCAACCGCUUCGUCAAGAAGAAUGGCCAGUGCAACAUUGAGUUCGCCAACAUGGACGAGAAGUCACAGCGCUACCUGGCUGACAUGUUCACCACCUGUGUGGACAUCCGCUGGCGGUACAUGCUGCUCAUCUUCUCGCUGGCCUUCCUUGCCUCCUGGCUGCUGUUCGGCGUCAUCUUCUGGGUCAUCGCGGUGGCACACGGUGACCUGGAGCCGGCUGAGGGCCGCGGCCGCACACCCUGUGUGAUGCAGGUGCACGGCUUCAUGGCGGCCUUCCUCUUCUCCAUCGAGACGCAGACCACCAUCGGCUACGGGCUGCGCUGUGUGACGGAGGAGUGCCCGGUGGCCGUCUUCAUGGUGGUGGCCCAGUCCAUCGUGGGCUGCAUCAUCGACUCCUUCAUGAUUGGUGCCAUCAUGGCCAAGAUGGCAAGGCCCAAGAAGCGGGCACAGACGCUGCUGUUCAGCCACAACGCCGUGGUGGCCCUGCGUGACGGCAAGCUCUGCCUCAUGUGGCGUGUGGGCAACCUGCGCAAGAGCCACAUUGUGGAGGCCCAUGUGCGCGCGCAGCUCAUCAAGCCGCGGGUCACCGAGGAGGGCGAGUACAUCCCGCUGGACCAGAUCGACAUCGAUGUGGGCUUCGACAAGGGCCUGGACCGCAUCUUUCUGGUGUCGCCCAUCACCAUCCUGCACGAGAUUGACGAGGCCAGCCCGCUCUUCGGCAUCAGCCGGCAGGACCUGGAGACGGACGACUUUGAGAUCGUGGUCAUCCUGGAAGGCAUGGUGGAGGCCACAGCCAUGACCACCCAGGCCCGCAGCUCCUACCUGGCCAAUGAGAUCCUGUGGGGUCACCGCUUUGAGCCCGUGCUCUUCGAGGAGAAGAACCAGUACAAGAUUGACUACUCGCACUUCCACAAGACCUAUGAGGUGCCCUCUACGCCCCGCUGCAGCGCGAAGGAUCUGGUGGAGAACAAGUUCCUGCUGCCCAGCGCCAACUCCUUCUGCUACGAGAACGAGCUGGCCUUCCUGAGCCGUGACGAGGAGGAUGAGGCGGACGGAGACCAGGACGGCCGAAGCCGGGACGGCCUCAGCCCCCAGGCCAGGCAUGACUUUGACAGACUCCAGGCUGGUGGCGGGGUCCUGGAGCAGCGGCCCUACAGACGGGAGUCAGAGAUCUGAGCCAACCUUGGCCGACAUGCAGCAUCCACCCCCGGCCGGGGAGAGGCCCCGCGGUCGCUCAGGGGCCCCGGGUUUGAGCAGAACGGGCCCAGUGCCCUGGGUUGCAGACUCAGUAGCGUUUUAGUCGUUUUAUGUUUCUUUGCAACGGCCUCAGAAGGUUGGCCGGAGAGGGGGCAGCCAGAGCGGCAGCCCCCGGCCUCAGAGGCUAUCACAGGCUCAGGGCAAAGAAGUGGCCUCCUGGGGGGCCAGGCCACGAGGGCCAGGGCUUCUGCCUGAAGAUGGAGCUGCAGCCUGCGGGGAAGCAGCUCAGCUCGAUGGUGGGCCCAGCCUCUGCUGUCCAAGGCUGGCUAGCUGCGGUGCUCCUUGCUGGUUUUUAACUUGGGGAGAAACACCGGGUUUCAGCUUUCUUGACCUUAGCUUGGGUGAGACUGUUUACAAAAAAAAAAAAUUACCAUGCAAUUGAAAAAAUUUUUUUUUAAUUCACAGGGGGCAAAAAGAACAAUUAGAAUUCCAUGGGUCUGCCAGGAUGCAGCAGCUGGCUGGAGGCUCCAGAGGGUUCCCCGAGGUGGGACUGGCCUCUCCCCGUGUGUGUGGGCACCACAGUCCCUGGGCAAGCAGGGUGCUCUGGGACCGCACUUCAUCGAGCUCACGAGCCGGCUAGGCUCUGUUUGUGAUAGAAAAAUCAAGACCAUGUUAAUGAUCGUAAUAAAAGCUUUCUACUGUCGUUGGGGUGGUGGGUGGGGCUGGGAAGAAACUGGUUUGAGCUUUUAGAGUUUGCCUUUGUACCUUAGAGAUGUGUCUCAGGGCCAGGCAUGGGACCUGCCAUCGAGGGUUCCUCCACCCACCCUCGAUUUUCCUGUUUUGCUUCUCUCUCCAUUUCUGUCCAGGCCUCCGCCCAAUUCCACAGUGAGGGGUGGUUAGGAGCUAUAGGCCGGGAUGGCUCCUUGGGAAGGGAAGUCGGGAUCCCAGGCUAGGAGGAAGCUGGCAGCCCCGUCCCCACUGGGCCCACAGUGUGAGUCGUGCCUUAGAGACUCCGGGUUGUCCUGUUUUUUCUGGGCUUGCUCAUUUUCCCCCAACCCUGUCCCACCCCACCCCUCCCAUACCUCCACUGCUGAAGUUCCUCCAGCCCCUCUGUCUGCCUUGUGAAGGUGGCAGGGGCCAGGUCUGCCUGACAUAGGACCACAUCCUGUCCCUCCCUCACCUGGAGCAGCACAGCGGAGUUCAGGCAGGGCACAGCCAGGCCCUGGUCAGCGCUGAAUGGCAGAGGAAAGAUCUUAGGAAAGGAGAGGAAUCGCCACCCCCUCCUGCCAACUGGGAUGACUGGGGAGGGCCACGCUCAUUCAAAGCUGAAUCAGAAACCAGCCAUGGAACAGAAUUCCUGCCGAGGCUUCCAGGGCCGCUCCUCCACCACCCUCCCCCAGGUUGAGGCACUGUGGCACCCUCAUCAGGAAGAGGUUUGGGGUCCCCUUGUUGUCACUGCUGGCUCUGCCACCCCAUCUUGUUCAUGGCAGCUGGUUGGGUCAGGUCCAUGGUAGAGCCAGGCCCUUCCCAGGGCUGCGGAGAAAACCUGCUCUCCUCUAGUCGGGCCUCUCCAGAAGCCGGUAAUCAGAAAGGAUGUGUCUCCUGCUCCAACUCUGCCCCCGAGACAGCUCAGAGCCAGAAGGCACCCCGAGACAGCUCAGAGCCAGAAGGCACCCCGAGACAGCUCAGAGCCAGAAGGCACCGAGGACUCUGCCCCAAGUGGGGAAGCUGAGGCAGAGAGCAGAGGGGGUCAUGCAGUGAGUGGGUGGGGUGCAGGAGACAGAGAGGGGCUGGGGGCAUGGGGUGGGGGUGUCUGCCUCUUCCCUCCACCUCCUCCCCUCCUUAGCAGCUGAAGACUCAGCCCUGAGGUCUGGGGCAAUAGAAGUCAAGACACCCGACCCCUACAUCCUGGAGUAGGCCCGACUCAGCAUCCUGCCCCAGCUUCAGCCCCACACUCAUUUCUGGCAUAGAAGAUUCCGCCGAGGCAGCUCUUUCCUCUCGGGGUCUGCCAAGGGUGCCUCAGCUGGUUCCUGCUCCCAGGCCUAGCCCCGAAGCCUUAGGGGCUUUCUCAGCCUUAGCCCUGGGUACUGGGGUGAAGUUGGCAGGGGAGAGCUUGACACUUCACCUCCCUGAUGGCCAUGCUGAGGGACAGUGGUGACCCUGGUCACUUGGUGCUGGUGUAGGGGCCUGUGCCCUUCCAGGGCCAGUGAGACAGCCUUCUACUCCCCCGACCCAGAGCUGAGUCCGAGGACCCCAGGCCCACCCCCUGGCCCUCUUGGAGGUCUGUGCUCUUACCUCCCAGCCCCCACCCUGCGGGAGAGCAGCCCCAGCGCCUCAUCUCCCCAAAGGCGGCAGAUGCUUGAUUCUCCUGCCCUCUUUCUUCCUUCCCUCGUAUUUAUUUAUUUAUUUAUUGCUUGUGCUAAAGACCAAAAUAGUCUCCCUCUUUAGUGCACUUGAAGCGGGAGGGCGGAUGGGAUGAGCCAGGAGCGAGGAAGACUUGGCCCCUGGGGAGUGUGUGUGUGGAGGCGUGUGCCUGUGUGAGCCUGCAUGCAUACAUGUGUGGUGCACACAUGCACACUCGGCUCUUCAUGUGUAUGACUGGGUUAGUAAUACAGAUACGUGAUCUAUACGUGUGUGUGUGUGUGUGUGUAUGCAGGUGGUUAUGUGUCUCUCUACCCCCAGGUGUUUCCGUGUGCAAGUUUCCUAUGAGGGGGGCUGUGAGGGUGGGCACCCACCCAUCAGGUUGGGCACUGGCACAGGUGAACCCCACAGUCCCCGACCCUCUGCCCUGAUUAUGCACGUCUGCUCCUGAGCGGAGCUUGUGUUCCAGGAUGAGGCAUCUGGAGGUGAGCGUGUGCGUCCGGCUCGUGUGUAGGAGGCUGUGUGUGUGCCCAUGUGAAACCAUGUACUUGAGUGUGUGUCUGUGUGCAGCCUAUGCCUGCUGCUCAGAGCACGGUGGCCACCCCCUGAGCCUCUGCUGGUGCUGUGCUGCGCGGUCCCCACCCAGAGGGUCCUGGGGGGCGGGGAGGAGCCACCGUUGGGAGGCCCCUGUACGAGGUGUCUGCCCUGCGUGAGGUCAUAGAAUGUCAAAUUAUUUUAAAUGGUGAAACUGGAGAAUUUUCAUGUUAUUUUCAAUACAUAGCAGUAUCUAAAGACGUAGGCGAUGAGACUAGACCACAUUAAAUGCAUUUUGAUCUCUUUGA